AAGCAAAAUGAUUCUUAUCAAAACAAAAACAGCUGAUAUGCGGAGGGGUAGGUUAAUAACCCUCACCAGCCCCUCAUCGGUCCACCGGCUGGGACUUACACUUAUCAAUUAGCGUCUUUAUUACUGACCCGCCUGGUUUAUGUGCUAGCGUAUUUAUUUUUGCCUCCUAGACGAGAAUUCUUCGAGUUCUGUUUUCAGUCUAUCUGCUCGUGUGCUCGCAUCUAGCAGCCGAAUUCGAGGAAAAUUUGUCAAUUUGGCAAGGUCAAGCAAGGUCUUUGGCAUAGUUACGAACGAAUUUUCUAUUAAGUGUGUGGGUGGAGAAAGUAAAGUGUAUCAACAAUGGCACAGCUGAGACAACUGAGACACCUGGGACUGGGUGCUACACUGACUCCAAGGAUAAGUCAUUUGGGAUCAUCGGCAAUAGCCCAAAAACGUUGGCAAUCAUCAUCAUCAUCCAUUGGAGAUUACGAUCUGGUUGUGGUAGGCGGUGGAAUCGUUGGUGCAGCCUCGGCCAGAGAAAUCCUACUGAGACAUCCUACACUCAAAGUGGCUGUUGUGGAGAAGGAAAAGAAACUGGCUGUCCAUCAAAGUGGGCAUAAUUCGGGAGUAAUACAUGCUGGCAUUUAUUAUAAACCGGGCACCCUCAAGGCCCGCCUCUGUGUGGAGGGAUUGCAUUUGGCCUACAAGUAUCUAGAUGAGCGUAAGAUUCCAUAUAAGAAAUGCGGCAAACUGAUUGUCGCCACCGACGAGAAGGAGGUCAAAUUGCUGGAGGAUCUGCAUCAACGUGGCAUAGCCAAUAAGGUUCCCGAUCUUCGUAUGAUUGACGGUGAUCAAAUCAAAGAGAUUGAACCCUAUUGCAAAGGUGUUAAAGCUCUGCAUAGUCCUCAUACAGGCAUAGUCGAUUGGGCCUUGGUCACUGAACAUUAUGGCAAUGACUUUAAACUGGCUGGUGGUCACAUUUAUCUCGAUUACAAUGUUAAGAAAUUCAGUGAAACCAAGGAAGGCAACAGUGCUGAAUAUCCAGUGACCAUCCAUGGAUCCAAACCGGGUCAAACUCUGCGUACACGAAAUGUUUUAACCUGCGGAGGUCUGCAAUCCGAUUUGCUGGCCGAGAAGACGGGUUGUCCACGAUCACCGCGCAUUGUUCCCUUCCGUGGAGAAUAUCUGCUGCUCUCCAAGGAGAAACAGCAUAUGGUUAAGGGCAAUAUUUAUCCAGUGCCCGAUCCCCGUUUCCCCUUCCUGGGUGUGCACUUUACUCCACGCAUGGAUGGCUCCAUUUGGCUGGGACCAAAUGCGGUGUUGGCCCUUAAGCGAGAGGGUUACACCUGGGGCGACAUCAAUCUGUUGGAGCUGUUUGACGCAUUACGCUAUCCGGGAUUCCUUAAGAUGGCCAGCAAAUAUAUUGGAUUUGGCCUCAGUGAAAUGUCCAAAUCGGCAUUUAUUAAUCUGCAAACGAAAGCCCUACAAAAGUAUAUCCCGGAUAUCAAUGAAUAUGAUAUUCAACGGGGUCCAGCCGGUGUUCGGGCUCAAGCCUUGGAUCUGCAGGGCAAUCUGGUUGAUGAUUUCGUCUUCGAUCGCGGCGAGGGUGAGGGAGCAUUGGCGAAACAAGUUCUUCAUUGCCGUAAUGCUCCAUCGCCGGGUGCUACAAGUAGUUUGGCCAUAGCCAAGAUGAUUGCCGAUAAAAUCGAAGUGGAAUUCAACAUUGGAAAGUAAUCGAAAUACAAAAAGGACAAGUGUUGAUAUUGGGUUGGAAAAUUGCUUCAAAAGUGGUAAUACCAAAACCGAUUUCGUAAAAAGAUAAAAUUUUCAAAAAUAUGAAAAUUUCAAAUCAAUUAUGGCCUUAAGAUGCAUUUUUAGCCCUCUGACUGUUCCAUCUAGAACUAUUAAUUGUUGUGCAUUUCUUUGUUUUAACUUAUAAAAGUGUCAUUAUAUUUUCAUACAAAAAAAAAACGAAUCAUGCUUUAUCUAA
This is a messenger RNA of Drosophila willistoni, 1969 nucleotides long. RefSeq names its product L-2-hydroxyglutarate dehydrogenase, mitochondrial (gene L2HGDH). The coding region runs from base 340 to 1713 and encodes 457 amino acids. NCBI's taxonomy places the organism in Eukaryota, Metazoa, Arthropoda, Insecta, Diptera, Drosophilidae. The transcript has 3 exons. Gene Ontology annotation, molecular function: (S)-2-hydroxyglutarate dehydrogenase activity; (S)-2-hydroxy-acid oxidase activity. The record is from RefSeq and is a predicted model, not a curated record.